AUGUCUGAAGAACUACCAGAAGAUGCCCGUAACCUCAUCCAGACUAUCGAUGCUCAAAUAGCAGCCAUUACAGGCCUCCCGUCAUCGAGAAGCGACGAAGAUCAUGCUCUUCGACAAUACAUCCAGGAACUAACAGACUACAAGCAGCAGAUCGUCGCAGAUCCGACGAUUGCAUCCGACAAGCGACCCAGAAUCAAGGAAGAAGAGGUGGAAGAGGAGGAAAGCGCAAGGCCAGCAAAGCGACACAGAAAGACUCGAGCAGCAGAAUGCAGCACUUGUCUAGAUAUGUUUCCCAUGCGAGACACAGCAAGACUCAGAUGCUGCCAUACCAGAUACUGCAGGCCAUGCUUUCAGGAAUGGAUCACCACAUCAAUUCAGUCCAAGGUUCUCCCUAAGUGCUGCAACGACUAUAUCCAGCUAUCGUCUUACUCUAGAUUCGUCAAUCAAGACGUCAAGCAAGAACACAAGGCACUCAAAGCUGAAUUCGAUGCUGAGAGCAAGAUUUGGUGCAGCAAUACAGCCUGUGGUUUCGUUAUCAAGGUCGACGAGAACAGUGAAGGUUUCCUACAGUGCUCCAAGUGUCGCAGAAAGACGUGCGCUUCAUGUCGACUCAGCGUUCCAGAACACAAAGGUCGAAACAAAGUGUGUCCAGCCUACGUGGCUGACGAGCAGCUCAAUGAUGCUGUAGAGCAACACGGCUUGAAGCGAUGUCCGGGAUGUCAUGUCCCUGUACAGAAGACACAUGGAUGUCUCAACAUUCGGUCAGUCGUCAACCAAUUGGUGUACAGUGUCAGGAAUAGUCUCUGA
Lithohypha guttulata is the source of this 807-nucleotide messenger RNA. RefSeq lists its product as uncharacterized. Gene Ontology annotation, molecular function: ubiquitin conjugating enzyme binding; ubiquitin protein ligase activity; zinc ion binding. The record is from RefSeq and is a predicted model, not a curated record. Bases 1 to 807 code for a protein of 268 amino acids. Gene Ontology annotation, biological process: protein polyubiquitination; positive regulation of proteasomal ubiquitin-dependent protein catabolic process; ubiquitin-dependent protein catabolic process. Gene Ontology annotation, cellular component: ubiquitin ligase complex; cytoplasm. Lineage: Eukaryota; Fungi; Ascomycota; Eurotiomycetes; Chaetothyriales; Trichomeriaceae. The transcript has 2 exons.